Molecule: messenger RNA, 348 nt
Organism: Porites evermanni
Lineage: Eukaryota; Metazoa; Cnidaria; Anthozoa; Scleractinia; Poritidae
Source: the annotation of a GenBank genome assembly
UUAGUUACAGGUUCCAAUUUGCAAGGGAUCCAUGAGAGAUACCAGGCAGUUCUGGACAUUUUGGUCGAUAACAAGUGCUCUUUAACAGAGGCCAUGAGGCGAUUUAACAUCCCUCGCAACACGUUGAGGGAUUAUAUUGGCAUCUGCGAAUUGCGAAUUAUAGAUGGCGAGAGGUACAAAAGAGUGGUCGAGGCAGAACGGCAGAAAAUGGGAAAGGUCUCUGCUAAAUCUAUUGAACAGCGCUGUAGGGCGGUUCUGAACGAAUAUAGAGUUCAGGCCAAUACGUUAAAACAACAAAAGAAGCUCCUUCCUUUUUACCCAAAGGAGGACUUUUACACCUCAAAGUAA